GUUUGACAUAGCAACGGAUAUUCUGUCAAGGUGUCUCUCUAGCAUUUGUUCUUAAUACCGUUGUGGUUUUGAUCACUAAAAUGGCUGUGACUUUUGGACUCUCGUUGAGUGUUUCUUGGAUUUGCUGUCUGCUAAUUGGAGGGAUAACUUGUUUUACACUUAAAGGUAAUUCUAAUGGGCAUCAUGCCUACACUGGACCUGAACCAACUGGAUCCUAUGCCAAAGCAAGUGUGGUGCCUAGUCCAAAUGCUAAAGCUACUGGCCACAAUGCCACGUCAGCAGAAGCUACUGGCCACAAUGCCACGUCAGCAGAAGCUACUGGCCACAAUGCCACGUCAGCAGAAGCUACUGGCCACAAUGCCACGUCAGCAGAAGCUACUGGCCACAAUGCCACGUCAGCAGAAGCUACUGGCCACAAUGCCACGUCAGCAGAAGCUACUGGCCACAAUGCCACGUCAGCAGAAGCUACUGGCCACAAUGCCACGUCAGCAGAAGCUACUGGCCACAAUGCCACGCCAGCAGAAUCUACUGGCCACAAUGCCCCGUCAAGUGUGAAGUCCGGCGCCUCAGCAGAAGCGUCCGGCCCCGGCGCCUCAGCAGAAGCGUCCGGCCCCGGCGCCUCAGCAGAAGCGUCCGCCCCGCGCCUCAGCAGAAGCGCCCGCCCGCGCUCAGCAGAAGCGUGCCUAAAGAAUGCGAGUGCAGUUUACCUCAUCGUCCCAUUGCUUGUCACUAACCUGUCCCAGGGACGCUAA
Messenger RNA from Salmo salar (Atlantic salmon), 752 nucleotides. RefSeq lists its product as uncharacterized. The record is from RefSeq and is a predicted model, not a curated record. NCBI's taxonomy places the organism in Eukaryota, Metazoa, Chordata, Actinopteri, Salmoniformes, Salmonidae.